GAUGUCGAUGUAGGCGCGAGAACUGAGAAUUGAAGUCAGCAACAACCUGAUGAUGACUCGGUAACAACGUUCCAAAAGGGACUGCUAUUCCAUUUUGAUCUCUUACACCCGGAUGUUCACGAUGAUUGUUCGGUGCUUAGCCGAUCCUUCUGACGCUGUACCGCGUUCUCCGUUUCCAUCCUUUUGUCCCACCAAGUAACAACAAACGACCAUGCCAUUCCACGACCUCAACAUCACCUACACGCCAUCCCAGCCGACACCGGAGAUCAAUCAGACGCUUUUGUUCGCAUCCGAACUGGGAUACAGAACGAUCGCUCUGAACCUGACGCUGUCCGGGAAAUUGCCUCCGUCUCCCCCCCCGAUCCCCGUUUCGACCCUCGACGUUCCACCAACGCUCAAGAUCCUCACGCGCCUCACGGUGACGAUAUCCGACGCCUCUCAGAACCACCGUCUGUCGGCAUACUCCCCGGCCUACGACAUCCUCGCCCUGCGCCCGACGAACGAAAAGAACCUCCAACUCUGCUGCGGCAGCCUGGAGUGUGACCUCAUAUCCCUCGACUUCUCACAACGCCUGCAGUUCCCGUUGAGGUUCAAGACCGUCUCGUCGGCGCUGCAGCGCGGCCUGCGCUUCGAGGUCUGUUACUCUCCGGGGGUAUCCUCCUCCGGGUCGUCCCCCGACGCGCGCCGGAACCUGAUCGGAGGCGCGACCGCCCUCAUCCGCGCGACGAGAGGGCGGGGCAUCGUGUUCAGCAGCGAGGCGCGAAGCGCCCUCGGCCUCAGGGGCCCACAUGACGUGAUCAACCUCGCCUCCUUGUGGGGAUUGGGCCAGGAAAGGGGGAAAGAAGCACUGUGUGAAGAGGCCGACAAAGUGGUCAGGCUGGCAGGUAUAAAAAGGUCGAGCUUCCGCGUCGUGGUCGAUGUCAUUGACGGAGGAGGUGGCCCUGUUGCCGUCGCGGAACCCACCAAAUCCCAGCCACGCAGACCACCUGCUCCCGGACAAACACAACCACAAACGGAAAAAGGUGUCGUAAAGGGUCAAGACGACAGACGAGGGAAACAAAAGGCAACGACAGACGAGGUUCGGAUGCAAAAAGGCACCACCGCCACCACCGACGAGAGCAUCGUGUCCAACGGUCUCAAGCGUAAAGCAUCGACGACCACUCCCCAAAAUCAACCGGGAGGUGACCAGCAGCCGGCAUCAUUGUCGAAUCGUGAAAAGAAAAGACGUGCAAGGAAACAAGCCAGAAUGGAAAGUUGAGGCAGGGUCCGACGGCACCCCGUUCCACAAAAUAAUAUGGAUCGGCAGCAUUCAGAGCACGACUGCUGCUACUGCGCCCUCUGGAACCUCUAUCGGACAAGAAGCACCGGCCGACAACGAAGCGUGAGUAGGUAGCCAAGUGGUCUGAGAAAAUGGGGUGAUGCGAACAUGUGGUGUGGAAGUAAAAAUAUAAAACAAAUAUGCACCCGGAGAGAAGAAAACACAAGGCCAGUCUCAGUUUCUAAAAAAAGUACUGUAAGGUUUUGUUCUCUGGACCAUUCCUUUUUCCCCACAUGAAUACAAGCUGUUU
Molecule: messenger RNA, 1568 nt
Organism: Exophiala oligosperma
Lineage: Eukaryota; Fungi; Ascomycota; Eurotiomycetes; Chaetothyriales; Herpotrichiellaceae
Exons: 1
Coding region: 212-1258 (348 amino acids)
Biological process (GO): tRNA processing
Cellular component (GO): nucleolar ribonuclease P complex
Molecular function (GO): RNA binding
Source: RefSeq, a predicted model, not a curated record